AUGGAGGACGUCUGGCAACGCUUCUCAUAUGCCGGUUUUGUUGCCCAAUAUGUGGACGAUUUCGGUAAAACAAAGCGAAGUAUACUUUUGACGUCUGGAUUCUGGGGAAUCGCGCGACACAUGAACUACACGUUUGAGUUAUUGGCAACAUUUCUGUGGUGUUUGCCCGCACUAUAUGCCAGUCCCAUACCGUACCUCAACCUCCUAUUCGUCACUAUACUCCUACCCUUUUACGUGGGCUAA
Messenger RNA from Oppiella nova, 243 nucleotides. NCBI's taxonomy places the organism in Eukaryota, Metazoa, Arthropoda, Arachnida, Sarcoptiformes, Oppiidae. The record is from the annotation of a GenBank genome assembly.